AACCCCCCGCCCCCCCGGGCCCGCCUCUCGGUGCUCGGCGCGUUGGUGCUGACCUUGCUCGGCUGUCUGGUGGCAGCGACCUUCGCCUGGAACGCGCUGGUACUGGCGACAAUUGCGCAUGUGCGCACCUUCCACCGCGCUCCGUACAACCUGGUGGUGUCCAUGGCCGUCUCGGACGUGCUGGUGGCCACGCUGGUCAUGCCGCUGAGCCUGGCCUACGCCGUGGUCUCCACGCUGAGCGCCUUCUACCUGCCGCUCGGCGUGGUGCUGUUCGUGUACUGCCGGAUCUACAGGGCGGCCCGGCUGCGGCUGGGCUUCCGGAGGAGCAACAGCGUGCAUCCUGCGCCGAAGGCCGUGCAGAGGGUCCCUGCUCAGGAGCCCCAGAUGCUGUUCACCGCCCGCCACAGCACCGUCACCUGCCAGGCAGAGGGAGACACGUGGAGGGAGCAGAAGGAGCAGCGAGCCGCCGUGAUGGUGGGCACUCUCAUCGGGGUGUUUGCCAUCUGCUGGAUCCCCUUCUUCACCACGGAGCUCGUCAGCCCCCUCUGCGCCUGCGACCCCCCUGCCCUCUGGAAGAGCAUCUUCCUUUGGCUCGGCUACUCCAACUCCUUCUUCAACCCCCUGAUCUACACGGCCUUCAACAGGAGCUACAGCAAUGCCGUCAGGAGCUUCUUCUGUCGGCAGCACUGAGUCCCAGGACCUGGGAUUAAAAAGGGCUAAUUCCAUAACUCAGUGAAAUCUUCAGUGUGGCCUGCGUCCCCAUCCCCGCCGGCAGCACACAGCCUAGACCUGCCCCUCAGUUCUCCCGUGGCCUUCAAAGCCCCCUUCUCCAUCCCAGCCAGGAAGGUGGCCUCCGGGCCGAUGUGGUGACCUCUUUUUCUCAUUGAUCUACUCUUUCUCAUUCUGCACCUAAUAGCUACUUUGCCCACUAAGUGCCCUUUCCUCUCCCAAAUCCAGCAUGGCCGUCAUCCUCAUGCCUGAGAAGUCAAACAUGGCAUAUGCAAGGGAGGAAAUAAAAUAAUAUGGGCAGGUUGAGAAGGAAUUUGAAAAAUGAGUAAGAAGUUAUAAAGGGACUUGGGCGGGGAGGGUGGGGGUUAGAAACCAUCAUUCCAAGUAUGAAAUGGUCCCUAUUUCAAAUUUUUCUUUCCAUGGUCCUGAUGGUGCACCCUAAUAUUUAUUGUGUGUCCCAAUAUUUGACUGCAAAAUACUGCCUCUAACCAUAAUAA
Messenger RNA from Myotis davidii, 1226 nucleotides. RefSeq names its product 5-hydroxytryptamine receptor 5A (gene HTR5A). The transcript is spliced from 3 exons. Gene Ontology annotation, biological process: G protein-coupled receptor signaling pathway, coupled to cyclic nucleotide second messenger; chemical synaptic transmission. Gene Ontology annotation, molecular function: G protein-coupled serotonin receptor activity; neurotransmitter receptor activity. The record is from RefSeq and is a predicted model, not a curated record. NCBI's taxonomy places the organism in Eukaryota, Metazoa, Chordata, Mammalia, Chiroptera, Vespertilionidae. Gene Ontology annotation, cellular component: dendrite; membrane. The annotation marks the transcript as partial.